Messenger RNA from Corythoichthys intestinalis (scribbled pipefish), 3121 nucleotides. It is a transcript of the gene coch, whose product is annotated as coagulation factor C homolog, cochlin (Limulus polyphemus). The record is from RefSeq and is a predicted model, not a curated record. The coding region runs from base 1337 to 2953 and encodes 538 amino acids. NCBI's taxonomy places the organism in Eukaryota, Metazoa, Chordata, Actinopteri, Syngnathiformes, Syngnathidae. The transcript has 12 exons.
CCACAUGACAGACAUUCUUCUCUUCUCCACCGGAGACGCGGCGGGUGGGAAGGCCUUCUCUGCGGCAACGACAUCCUGUCUCGUCUUGAUGAUGUCAUCCAUCAAUUAUAAGAAGGAAAAAUCGCUGCAAAACAAAAAUAUCAAGUCAAAUUAGUGUUGCACCGAUACCAUUUUUUUUCCCGAUACUCUGGCGAUACUGUACUGAAAUAUACUUUUUUUUUUCUUUAGAUACUAAAUUACUGCAUACUCAAUCGAAUGUGAUGUUAUUGCUAUAAUGGCUUGGUUGAACAGCUUAACCAGAUGUCCAAUCCAUAUGAAGCAGGAGGGUUGGCAGCGAAAGACCGAACAGCCCUCCUACUCCAAAGGGAUGAGACAUUUCUAGUUAUGAACCCAUUUCAAUUCACGGCAGAAGCAUGAAAAGACCUUUCAUCACCCCUACCAACGUGGCGUCACGGUGGCCAUGUUAGUAGUGGCGUUUUCCUAUCAACGUCAAUGCAUUGUCAUUGAAACUAAUUCAUAAGUAGCUUAUUUUUUUAAAAGAUUGUUUUAUCAGUGUUGAAGCAUCUGCUAUUUACACACUAUUAGCCAUGGAUGAUGCUUGACAGCCAAUCUAUUUGAAGUUGGAGGGUUGGCAGUGAUUAAAUGAACAGACUUCAAAGUGAUUGGCUGUUUCUAGUGAGAAACUCAUUUCAAUUUACGGCAGAAGCAUGAAAAGACCUUUCACAGCCUCGGCCAACUUGGCGUCAUUGAGACCAUGUUGGUGGAGGCGUUGUUGCCAUUAAAGUCCAUGCAUUGCUUAUUUUUUGAAAAAAAUGUUUUAACGGUGUUAAAGCAUCUGCUAUUUACUCAUCGUCAACCUUGGAUGAUGCUAGACAUCCAGUCCAUUUGACAUUCGUUCAUUCGCUGCCACCCUCCCACUUCAAACGGAUUGGACGUCUACCGCCGGCAAUGGCACUGAACAUGAUCAUUGGCUGCCAGCACUCCCAAAACUGUUCUUGUUUUUCUUCUCUCAGGUUGAGCCUCUUAGCCCCGCCUACAAGCCUUUAUUUUGUGGAUGUGUGUGUGUGAGAGAGAGCUUAUUUAAAGGGUCGUGUCGGGUUUUUCAUUUUCAUCGUGUUCAAAGGAUUCAAAUCACAUUUUUGGAUUAAAAUAUUCCAAUUAAACGGUGAGUUCCACCAUUUUUUCUUUUUCCCAUCAAUUGUUGAUUUGAAUACGAUUUAACGUUAUUUUGUGUCAUUUACAUUAAUUCAACAAGUAAAGAUGAUCAUAAUUGUGAUGGGUUUUUGACACUGUUGUGGAUUUCAUUUCAGCAUGUUUGUUUGUUUUAGGCGGCGACAUGUCUCCACUCCUUCUGAUUGGUGUUUUCUUGCUGACGUCACGCUCGUCUUCAGAAACAACACAACCGCUCACUUGCGACACCCGUGGGGCCGACCUAGACCCGACGGCCAACGCUCCCCUGGUACGAUGUCCGCCCGACUGCGGGCGACAGAGACUCUCCGUCUUCGGCAGCGGCAUCUACGCCGCCGUCUCCUCUGUCUGCGGCGGCGCGCUGCACAGCGGCGCCAUGGGGACGGCCGGUGGCCUGGUUCGAGUACAACGCCUCCCAGGAAGACACCACUAUACCCGCUCGUUUGCCAACGGCGUCCAAUCGCAGAGUUUGUCCCGCUGGAGCGCCUCCUUCAGCCUCAGCAAACCUGAGAGGAACGCGCCUCAGGAGCUGAUCCGGGACAACAGUGCCAUCACCAGAAAAGCUGUUAAGAAGAUGCCCGGGAAAAAAGUUGGCAAUAAAGACUGUCAGAUGGACAUUGUGGUGGUGAUGGACAGCAGCUCCAACUUGGGCCGGCGUAGAUUCAACCUGCAGAAGAACUUUGUCACCAAGCUGGUGGCCAUGUUGAAAGUGGGCACCAAUGGACCCCACGUGGGCCUCGUCCAGGCCAGUGAUUUUCCCAGAACAGAAUUCCUACUGAGCAACUACACGCAACCCAAAGAGCUUCAGUUUGCCAUUAAAGAGCUCACAUACCUGGGAGGUGACACGAACACAGGAAAGGCCAUCGCUCACACGGCGGAGCUUCUGUUCACACAGCAGCGCGGCGCCCGACGCGGUCACCCUCGUGUCAUGGUGGUUCUGGUGGACGGCUGGCCGGCCGACGACUUGGAGCGGGCCGCCGCUUUGGCGCGGCGCUCCGGCAUUAACGUCUUCCUGGUGUCCGUCACCGAGCCCGCCGCCGAGGAGCUUCCGGCUGUGCCGGACCGCGACUUCGCCAAGAAGGCGGUGUGCAGAGACAACGGCUUCUUCAGCUACCGCAUGGCCAGCUGGUUCAGUACCACCAAGCACGUUAAACCGCUCACGCAGAGACUCUGCUCGUUGGACGGACUUCUGUGCAGUCGCACUUGUUACAAUUCCGUCAACAUCGGUUUCCUGAUCGACGGCUCGUCGAGCGUGGGCGACCCCAACUUCCGAUUGAUCCUGGACUUCCUGGCCGCUAUCGCCAGCAAGUUCGACAUCUCCGACAUGGGCACUCGCGCAGGCGCGGUCCAGUUCACGUACGAUCAGCGUCUGGAGUUCGGCAUGCGGGAGCACGGCAGCAAAGAGGCCGUGGCGGCCGCCUUGAGGAAAAUCCCCUACAUGAGUGGCGGAACGGCCACAGGGGGCGCCAUUGCUUACGCCGCGCAAAACCUCUUCGAACGGACGGCGCACGGGCGCGACUUCCUGAUCGUGGUGACUGACGGCCAAUCGUACGACGACGUGGGCGGCCCCGCCGUGGCUGCGCACAACAGAGGCAUAACCGUGUACGCGGUGGGCGUGGCUUGGGCACCCAUGGACGAUUUGCGGGCGAUGGCGUCGGAGCCCAAAGACGAGCACGUCUUCUUCAGCCGCCACUUUGGGGACCUGGAGGACCUCGUGGAUGACAUAGUGCGCGGAAUUUGUCGCGACUUUGACGCCAAAAAUUAAAACAAUUACCAGUGUCAACGUCAUUGGGGAAUCACUAGUUAACUGAUUAACAGGUGAUUUCUUUUUUCAUAUAUCCUUUUUUGGAAUUGCAUAUUUGUUUUUGUGAAAAUCUAAAUAUGUAUUUGAUCUCCUGUAUUUAUUACUUCCAGUGUACAAAUAAAAACUUUU